Messenger RNA from Prunus armeniaca (apricot), 651 nucleotides. Lineage: Eukaryota; Viridiplantae; Streptophyta; Magnoliopsida; Rosales; Rosaceae. The record is from the annotation of a GenBank genome assembly.
AUGUCCGCCUACCUAUCGGCAGCCCACCAACUCCUUCAAAAAUUCCAAGCGUACUUGAUUCGGCAGAUACCCAAGACGGAAAACAGCCAUGCCGAUAAGCUAUCUCGAUUAGCCUCAGCAAUAAACAACAAAAUUGGGAGGAAGGUGCCAGUAGAAAUCUUGUCUCAGCCAAGCACGAUAACCACUGAAGUAUGUACCGUACGGAACGAGAGCACGUGGAUGUCCCUAAUCUACGCAUACCUAAUGAAUGAUACCCUACCCCAAGACAAGUCUGAAGCAUGCAAGCUACGCUACCGAUCGGCAAGAUACACAGUCAUCAACGAUGUCCUGUACAAACGAGGCUACACCACGCCGUAUCUGAAAUGCCUCACCGCAGAGCAGGGGGACUACAUCCUUCGGGAGAUACAUAGUGGCGUAUGUGGUGACCACUCGGGGUCCCGAUCGCUGGCACACAAGGUUUUCCGGCAAGGGUAUUACUGGCCGACCAUGCACCAAGAUGCGAGUGCCCUAGUGAAGAAAUGCGACAAAUGUCAGCGGUUCGGCAACGUGCCUCACAUCCCUGCCGAACCCUUAACAUCGAUCGUAAGCCCGUGGCCUUUCGCACAGUGGGGACUAGACUUGAUAGGUCCAAUGCCGCAGGGCAAAGGUUAG